GUGCUCGAGGAGGGGGGAGAGGGAGGAAGGACCAGAGUUGAUGCUCUUUUCACUGCAGGGUUACCUGGUGGCUGUCCACUUCUUUCCGCCUGAUGUGCGCUUCACCUGUGUGCUUUUCCAGGUUUGCAGAGGCCAGUUCACCACGGAAAAGAGUAUCCAUACUCGUCGACUUGACGAACGAUAUGAACAUAGAGCACAAUGAGUUUGGGCCCUUUGACAGGACACCAAGACUCGACGUUCUACGGAGAACACUGUACAGGCUGCUAAAGACUUUCCAGGUGUCCGACAGACUUGCCUUCACAACAUUUCCGGCUGCCGAUCUGGACGUGGGAGAGGUAUUGUUGGUCUUCACUCGCGGCAAAGUAAAUGUUGAAACUGCAGCAGCUGCAAUCAAUGCAUACAAUAACGAGACUCAAAGGAACCUCGCAGUUUUCGUCUACGGGGUGGAUGUGACCAACAUCAACGAGUUUGCGAACUAUACGAGGUUGGCGGCAGCUGUUAAUGGCACAGCAACACUUCUUGGAAUAGGUGAUCCUUUGUUGGGCAUGUAUUCCUAUUUCAAUUACCUCGCACGGUUCCUCCGGAAUGUGACGGAGCCAUUUUUCGCCGAGAAAUACAGCCACGUAACAGGUCUUGGAAAUGUCACCACAGUUGUGAUGCCAGCGACAAUGCCGAAGCGUCAUGUAAACACCUUUGUCCAGGCCAGCGACGACACGCAGGCGAGCAUGAAGAAAUCAAACUGCAUUUACAAAUACGUGCUCGUUGGCCAGGAGCUUUCUGAGAAGCUCCGUGGUCAAAGGAUGCUUCGGUGCGUGUUCUGCGGGAACGAGUGGCAGAGGAACAGGCAUUGGGCAGCGCGGCAUUUUCGUAGCGUGAAGGGAUGUUCGCAGGUGACUGACGAAGCUCUUAUAGAGAUGCAUUACACGAGCGGUUACGCAUUUGAGGGGAAGUGGUUGGAGCGUAUCCACAAGUACGAGGAGCUUCACGGUCCUUGGGUGGACGAGAGGAGGACUGGCAGGGGUCAGGCGCAGGCGCGGGCGGCGUCCAACGCCACAGUCGGAGCACGGCAACAGGGCGAUGACGUCGUCGAUUUGGAUGGCGAGGGAGAGGAUUGCGGGGCCGCGGGGGUUGACGGGGAGGUCGAGGCUGCAUACUCACAGCGCCCUGGCAAGUUGCCGGUCGGUGAGGGUGGUUCAAAUUCAGGGAAGAGGAAGGAUGUGGUUGGUGCAACGAUGCAGCAGGGGAAGAAGAUGAGGCAGCCGUCGAUAAAAGAGACUCGCUUCGCUUCUGUGUACUCGAUGCUAGAGCGGUUGGAUGCUGUGCGGCGUCCUUUGGAGCAGAUGGUGGAUGGGACGGACCGGUGCAGGGAGCCUUGGGCGACUACGCCGAUCAGGCAGCAUGCGCGAUGGGUACAGUGGCAGAUCCGGCAUGAAUGUUGGUGGGACUCCAUGGACAUCUUGCGUGCCUUUAUGGAGCCGGCUUCUGAUCUGCUUCGCAAGAUGGAUCGUGGAGGGUUAUGCAUGUCUCGAGUGGUCGAGUGGACUGGACGGUUGGCGAGGGAGGUGGAGGCGGCUGUUAGGCCGCUGCAGGAUGGAUUGGCGGAUCAGAUUUUCAGGAGCGUGCAGGAGCGCGUCGCUCAUAUGUGUGAGCCUGCGCAUGCUGCGGCGCACCUCCUUUGUCCGAUGAGGAGGUCGAUGCAGUAUUACAGUGGCGUGGUGAAGGACGAGGACAAACGACUUGUGAGGGAGGCGGAGCGGUACAUUCUGUCGCAGACCGGGUUUGAUGAGCGGCGGAAGGAGUACCGGGACGCUGUGUUGCAGCUGCGGGAUUUUCAUAUGCGCACAUCGACUUGCGCAUGGGGAGGGGAGCAGGCACGUGCCGCAGCGGAGAUGUAGCGGAACUGGGCCAUCCACGAGAGUAUUCACACGAAGAAGCGUAACAAGUUGCUGUUCCCGAUGGUCACGAAGUUGGUGGAGAUCACGGCCAACACGCAUUUUUUGGCUCUUCAGAGUCGUGGUGGAGGUUUGGUUCUUCCGUGGACUCAGGAUGAGUCCAUAUUGGAUGUCGAGGGUGGCUUGGAGGCAGACGCUGUAUGCGAGGGGGUGGACCACAGCAUACCUGAGGAGGGUCGCGAUGCGCAGGCGCAGUUGUGGCGGCGGGGUGCUUGUGGGUCACGACCACCGCCUCCCGUUGAGGAUGUGUUCGGGGUUCGGGCCGCCACUUUGAGGCUGUACCCGGGAGAUGACUCGAGUGGAGAUGAGCGCGAGGAGGCAGAUGAGGGUUUCCGCCCCCGCGGUGCUGGUGCUGCCCGGCAUGCGGAGGACGACGAUGACGCUUGGAGUGAACCUGAGGAGGUUCACCGGCGUAGCGGUGGCAAAGAUGUAUUCAAGGACACAGUUAGGGGCAGGUUUGGAGUCGAGGGAUGCUGGGACGGAUCUGGGAGCCCUCUUGUCGAGCCAAUUCCUCACAUCUCAUCGCCGACCGCACAUGAGGCAGAGGGGGACAUAGCGGGCAUUCGAGGAGCCCAUCACAGAGAGGGUCCGACAGGCAAGGGUUCAUUAGCGAGCGACGAGGAUUCAGAGGGGCGUGGAGGAGCUCCUGAGCUUCUGCGGCUUCGGAAGGGUCCGAGGGUCGCAAAGAGACAACUCAUACUGGGUUCUGAGUCACCGCCGUCAUGUAGGGGUGCGACCGGUGUGGGAACAGGGGGAGCGGAGAUCGGAGACGCAGGACAUGAUCGUCUGACAGACGACAAUAGAGAGACAGGCACCGGAGAUGUGGCCAGAGGUGUUGCUUGGUCGCUAGGGGACAUUGGGACACUAGGCGCUCUGCCUGGUAGUAGCACGGGUCACGGAGAACAGUUUGAUGAUGCCCAUCAUGAGGGGGUGCCACAAGAUGAGGCAGUUGGCGAUGGGAACCACGCUUUGGAAUCAGCGUCCGUGCACGAUUUCAUGGCCGAGCUAGAGACCGCUCUGCCAUCCAUGACGGAGGAUACGACUUUGCUGGGAGAUCUAGGAGCGGUACCAGGGGGAGACGUGCAGGAUGAGGAGGCAGUUGGGAGUCCAGCUGCGGUGGGGGGAGAUGCAGAGACAGGGGAGGACAGGGUUCGGGAGGUACAUGGAGAUGUGAGGACACGCGAGGAGGAGGGAGCAGGAGUCAUGGCGCCACCGCCCAUUCGGCAUGAUUCACCGACGGCCACACUUCGACCACCCAAACAGCGGUCCCGGCAUCGUCCACCUCGUUACGUAGAGCAGCCACGAGGCAGUUUGAUGUUCGGCGCGAUGACUGUCGAUGAGUUGGGCGCUUGCCUUGCGACAGAUCUCACAGAGACGAGACGUGGAAUCCUCGGGGCAGAUGUGUUGGGGCCUCCCAGGACACAGCGACUGCUACCGGGACGAGCAUCACGCCUGGACGGCGAGACCACUGGGAGCGAGGGGUUGGAGAUGAUGCCAGGGAGACGUUGCACUGACACCCUCUUAGCGGCGUCGCAGAGGGAGAUGAGACCGGAUGGCGUCACGGUGGUUGAUGACGAUCACACUGACGUCGCUGCAGAGGAGGCUGACGGAGAGGAGGACCUGUCGAUACACGAGGCACGCCUGGCGACCUUGGAGCUGCGAGUAUGCCCUGACAGAAAAAGAAACGACGAAUCUCCCAAACUCCCGACAGCGCUGAGCGCGAGCUUGCCAGCUGCUUUCUUGUUUUUCCUUCAACGAAGAAAGAAAGGGCCUCGUUCCACUACUCGCCAUCCGCCACAAACAGUGGCGAGACUUGGCGAGGCCGAAAAGUGCAUGUUUCUGGCAGAAAACGGCUCUUGGUUCCAUUACAUCGCCGCCGCCACGUGCGAUGUGGUUGCUAUCCCGGCCUACUCCCAGGACUGCGGCGGAUGGAGAGCUAAUGGAAUGGUGGCGGCUUUCUCUUCACCACGUAUUCGGACUGGAAUAUCUAGGUGCGGCGAAAACUGGACAACACUAGGGGACAACACAGGUAGACUGUCAGCACCUCUGUGUCAGGGGCAAUGGCCACACGAAGCAUUUCGCGGAGGGGUGAGGAGUAGCACCUCCACGAAGGGCCGUUGCAGGCAGGGGAAAUGGAAAGCCUUGGCGACACAUAGCCAAGUGAUUUCGGACCGAAAUUCUGACAGCGUCCAUUUCGUGGCUAUUGGUGAUGCAGUGGAGCGAAGUCGCAUCCGCCAUGCGUGGCGGAUGGCGAGUAGUGGAACGAGGCCCAAAGAAAGGGCGACGGCCCUUGAGAAAGUAGAGAUGCCAUCAUCAUUGCAUUAGAACUGACCAGCCCCAGGUUUCGUUUUUUUGACACUCCCCGAGUCAGCCUAUGGCAACACCUCUUUUUGUUGACACCAAUCUCCUGAGAACUUCCCUGCUGAUGGCAUGCUCACACUACAGUCUUCCCCCGAACAAAACGCACAUUCGUUA
Molecule: messenger RNA, 4427 nt
Organism: Chara braunii
Lineage: Eukaryota; Viridiplantae; Streptophyta; Charophyceae; Charales; Characeae
Source: the annotation of a GenBank genome assembly